AUGAGUAAACGAACUGAAGAUGAGACGGAAGCUGCAAGAAAGCGUCCUGAGUUGCAGAAAGCGAGGUUCCAAGAGAUACAGGAGGCAUUGCAAAUGGCAAGGCAAAAGCAGCAGAAAGACGUGGAGGCUGAAAAAGAGUUGGAUCUGAUUUACAGAGACGAAGCAGAAAGACUGUGGCGUAAACGUGAAGCGGAGUGGGCUGCGGAACAAGCGGCGAGAGCGAAGUUGUUGCAGGCGGUUUUGAACGAACGAGCGCAACAAGUGGAUGAGAAAUUGAGCAGACUAGAAGUAGCGAAGAGAGAAAACAUGGAGGAGCGUGAGAAGGCGAUUCGUGAGAUGCAAAUUCUGAGAAUGGAGGCAGAGGCCGAGGAGUUGGAGAAAGAAGAGGUGAAGGUGGCGAGGGCCGUUUGA
Messenger RNA from Symsagittifera roscoffensis, 411 nucleotides. RefSeq names its product trichoplein keratin filament-binding protein-like. The transcript is spliced from 2 exons. The coding region runs from base 1 to 411 and encodes 136 amino acids. Lineage: Eukaryota; Metazoa; Xenacoelomorpha; Acoela; Convolutidae. The record is from RefSeq and is a predicted model, not a curated record. Gene Ontology annotation, biological process: apoptotic process. Gene Ontology annotation, cellular component: keratin filament.